This is a messenger RNA of Metschnikowia bicuspidata var. bicuspidata NRRL YB-4993, 1050 nucleotides long. RefSeq names its product Age3p (gene AGE3). The record is from RefSeq and is a predicted model, not a curated record. Gene Ontology annotation, biological process: regulation of endocytosis; regulation of ARF protein signal transduction. Gene Ontology annotation, molecular function: GTPase activator activity. Gene Ontology annotation, cellular component: Golgi membrane. Bases 1 to 1050 code for a protein of 349 amino acids. NCBI's taxonomy places the organism in Eukaryota, Fungi, Ascomycota, Pichiomycetes, Serinales, Metschnikowiaceae. The transcript has a single exon.
AUGUCCAUCGAUCCGGAGAAUCGGCGCAAACUCCUACUCUUGCAGAAGGCCGACGACAACAAGCGCUGCGCCGACUGUGACGCGUUCAACCCGCAGUGGGCGCUGCCCAAAUUCGGCAUCUUCAUCUGCCUCGAAUGCGCUGGCAUUCACCGUGGUUUGGGCGUCCACAUCUCGUUCGUCCGCUCCAUCACCAUGGACCAGUUCAAGCCCGAAGAGGUGCUUCGCAUGGAGAAGGGCGGCAACCUAAACUGCCGCAAAUAUUUCGAGGAGCAUGGGCUCGACGCCGCGUUGCCGCAUCGCGCCAAAUACGACAACCCUGUCGCCGAAGACUACAAGGAGUACUUGUCGUGUCUCAUCGAGGGCAGGCAGUUUGUGCCGCCUGACCGCUCGCAGCAAGCUGCGCCGCCGGCGCAGCCGAAUCCUGGCCAAAACACGCUUUCACAGGCGCCUGUAGUAGACAAGGCGCGCACCGAGGCCUAUUUUGACCGUAUCCGCUCGCAGAACGAGACGCGCCCGGAAAACGUGCCCCCUUCGCAAGGAGGCAAGUACGCCGGGUUCGGCAACACGCCGGCGGGGCAGAGCCGCCAGGGCGGCGCCAGUGGGGCGUCGCCUGGUGAGCUCUCCGUGAACUCGUUGCAACAAGACCCUUUGGGCGCGUUGACAAAAGGAUGGAGUCUCUUCUCCUCGACAGUGGCGAAGUCCGUCAACGAAGUGCAUGAAUCCGUGAUCAAGCCGGGGUUCACGCAGUUGCAGGGCAGCGAGCUCGGCAGCGAAACCAAGCGGGCCAUGGCGCAGUUUGGCCAGAAAAUGCAGCAGACUGGCAAGUACGGGCAAGAGACGUUCAGCACGUUCACGCGAGACGUGCAAGACAAGGGCUUCAAUGAGUCGGUGGGCAGCUUCUUCGGGAAUAUCGGUGGCCGCACGCAGGCAGGCUCCAACGUCGACAGGGCGUUCGGUUUCAAGAAACCCGACAACGAAGCUAAGAUGCCUGCGUUGGGCAGCGACAGUCUUGGUGGCCACAAGGACGAGGACGAGUGGGAUGCCUUCUGA